AUGGUGCCCGCAGACUAUUCUGAAUGGAGAAACGUAUCACUAAAGAAGAAGAAAACAAGAAGAUGUUGUAGUGUGAGAUGUCUGAAAGUUCCAAUGCAUAUGUUCACCUUCUUUUAUUGGGUAAGAAUUACACGUAUGUACAUAAGCAUACACGACGUAAUUCACCGUGAUUUGAGCACCAUUCUACGACAAUUGAUUGGAACCAUCUCAAGAAUGUCGAUAAGAAACUGCCCAUUUUAUUAACAAAAAUGCUAGAGUUAGUUAAGGAUCUCUUGAAUCUUAUUCCAAUUUAAAAAGCUACCCUGACGUGGGUAAUAUAUAGUAAUUGGUUAUGUUGUAUAUUUUCAUACCUGAUAAUACGGAACAACCAAUUAUUAUGUGACAUGUGAAUCAAUCGAAUGUUCUUCUUCUAAUGAUUUAUAACCAAGCAGGAGCAGGGUAGUAGGCUCCUGAGAAAAAAAAAAUUGUUAUUUAGUUUUAACCAAUUUUGGAAGACAACUAAUAAUAUUUCGGUUUUUCAUAUUUGUUAAUCAUUGGCACCCAGAGGUUAAGUGUAUUUUUCCAUUAUUUUCUGUUGUUUCAUCAAUGAAUCGCUUUUUCAUCAAACGGCCGACGCGUAACUCAUCUCCUUCUAGACAUUUUAAAGGUAUCAACAUAAAAAGAAAACAUAUAUACGAUAAUAAGAUAGAUGACUCGAAUCACGAAUGUUCUCCAUAAAUAUUUAAACAAUGUAAUCGGAUAGAAACAUAUCAAAGAUAGCUUAGCUAAUUCGAGUUUGAUCAUCUUAUUUUUCUGUGUGUUCUUGAAAAUCAAAACAUAUGAAAUGUAAAAUAGAACUGUGUUAUUUCUCACAGAUGCCAUGCUGUUGCGUGAUCGUAGUAUCGCUCUCACGUGCAACAUGAACAACAACAUGCCGCAACUAGAAACCUGUCACGAUCAAUUGUUGCAAAUGCUAUUUUCGUUCGUUGUCGGUUAUUAAUAAGUGACUUACUUAUUAAUUAAAUCAGGAAAGACGAAACCGGAAAACUUAUAUUGUUUUUCUGUCACGACUGUGAAGUGUUUUCUGGGGCAACAAACUCACCCUGUAUGUGAACCCACAACCGCCUUGAACAGUAAUUUUGGCCUCGGGUAGAAGUGGCACGCGUUAUACGCGAGUGGUGAAACCACUAGUCAAGAGCCGUCAGAUAGACACCUUUUGCAUGCCACACGCGGUUACGCCGCAAACUACAGCAUUUGCCUGCUAGUCCCGCCGGCCACGCAGGCUAGCUAGGGAGAGCAACGCAUAUAAUGAGUCUAAACAAAUAAUCUGUGAGAACUAGAGACACUUAAUUCGAUUGAUAAUUAGAUGACCUUUUGUGCCAUUUUCCCAACUUAGACACUCGACGAAUUUUGUAAUGAAACCGCCAUUCUUUGUGUUAUUGAACUGUUAGCGGUAUUGCCGAAAAGCGGAUAUUUAAUUAGCUUUUUAUGAUCUAGUUGUUGAAUAAUAAGAGUCAUUACACACUUAUACGAAACUCAAACAUAGUGUUUAUCCUCUUUUCAUCAUAAAUGGACCACCAAUCACGAGCCCAUGAAAAUAAUUAAGAGAGUGGUAUGGUAGCAUUGUUCUGUUGCAGUUGCGAACAAUUAUUGAUUGUGAUAGUUCAUUUGCGUGCAAAACGGUAUUUAUGCGGUAUUACGGGUUUCUGACAUAAUCGAUGUUCCCUUUAAUUUUCAGUUGACUCAACAACUGGCCCUUAGAUUCUUAGUCGAGAACUAGGGCGAUAUUUUCUCAAUACAAGUUAUGUAUUGAGCGCUUAUGAAUCAGCAUCAUUUUGAAGGGAAAACGCGAUAGCCAUCGUCAUUUUAUUACGGGUUUUAGUGAGAAUGGCGUGUAGUGGCGGAAACAAGUUUAUAAAUGUUAGAACUUUUAUCAUUUUCCGUUCGACAGAGGGCUUAAAUUCCUUCAAGAAAAAUAACCUUGCUAACUUUUCCGAUGGAAAAAAUGUUUCCUGGGUGUCCAUUUUUUGAGAACGCGCGAAAAAAAUUAAAAUUAAAUCUCGUCCUUGUUGUCUCCUUCGACGUCCUCGAACUGGCCAAAGGUUCCUAAAGGUACACUUAAAACUUGCAUAGCGUUUUUUAAUUAUCUACAUCUUGCUUUCACUGCAUACUCAGUUGCUAUUGGGAACGAUUCGGAAACAAUUCGAAUUUAUGAGCCUGUCGCAAUGUCGCAACGCAGCGAAACACAGCGCAAGCGCAAAAGAUACCUUUAGUGACCAAGAGCCUGUGGCCAAAUGUGAUUACACCUCAAGUAAUUAAGUCUUAGAGCAAAAGGUCCAUAUUACGUCUUUGAGAAACGGGUCUGCAGUAAAGUAGCAUUUUUUUUCAGCUAAGUGGAGUAGCGCUGGUGAUAAUAGGAGCCUGGACUCUACUAUUUGAAAGUGAAUACAAUGUGCUUUUGGGAAGUUCUUGGUUCCUUAUUAUCGUUGGACUUAUGAUUGGAACAGGAGGACUUAUCAUAAUUGUGUCAGUCUGUGGUUGCUAUGGAAUUGUCAAAGAGCACAGAUACUUCCUGACCUCAGUAAGUAGAGAAAAAUGUUUGCCCUAUGAUUAAUAUAUCACGUGACAUUGCUUUGAUCCAUCCCAUCAAUCCUUUCGCGCAUAAAAUGGCCUCACUUCGAAGGUGGUCUACAAUUACAAAUUAUGAUCUAUUUAUCCCUGUAAGCUUUCAUUCGAGCAAAUGAAGGCGAUCUGGAAUCACCAUGUGCGGCCCCAUCUGAUGAGGGUCAAACAGUGAUAGUUUUCAGUAAUCCUGUCCUUUGGGAUUAAAACGUUUAUAAGCUUCAUUUCUUUUAAUCGUUUUUAAAUUAUGUUGCAGUUUUUGAUCCUGCUAACGCUUAUCUUUUUCAUCGAAUGUGCAGUCGGAAUUGUGGCUUUUUUGCACAGAGAUCAGGUAAGGACUUGGCUCACACUUGCUCAUGCGCUGUUGUGUUCUGUUUGCUUAAACGACGGUUUCCAGUUUAAAAAUACAAUCAAAACUUCACAUGCGUUGUGAGGUCAUCUUCUUACUGUCUCAUGCAUGCGCAUAACCCAACUUCACGCGAACACCUUACCAGCAACAGCGCGGGGAAUUAAAGAAAAAACGUCUGAGAAGAGGCUGGGAGUGAAAAGAUUUCACUUUAUGUGCGUUUCUAAGGAUCUGAAGUGGAAGAUAGGGGGUAGGGGAGAGGAGAUAUUAGUUGGGGGGAGGGAGGAGAGGCUGCACUAUUGCUAUCCUGCGAAAACAGCCGUUUCUCCUCGCACCUCACCGCUGGGCACGUUUUGCAAGAAAGAACGUCUGCGACUCAGCGACAGAAAUCCCAUACUGAUGACGUAAAUCAAUGUUUACAUAAUAAAUCCUGGGAAUCAUGGGGUUCCAAAGGCAAAUUUGUUCAAUUUUACGAUUUUGGUAAAAAAUUGUGUUCAUCUGUGAACGAGCUCCAGCAAAACUCAAAUGCCUCUUCUACAGACGAAUAUUUUCCACAAAUAUUGACUUUUUUGUUAUGGAUUCCCCGCGUUUACAUUUGACCUUUGUGGCCUUUUGUCUUUUGUCGGUCAUUCGCAAAAAACAAUAACUAAAACAAUGUAACUACUCCGUCGUCCAAUCAGCGCUUAUGACCGGAUUCCGGACAGAUUUUACGUCAUCAGUAUGGAAUGUCUGUCGCUGGGUCGCAGACUUUCCUCCUCGCGAAACGUCCCCAGCGGCCAAAAGCGAGUGGAAACGGCUGUUUUCGCAGGCUAUUAUUGCAGAUAUCGUGGUUCAAUUUUAUCCUUGGUUUAAUUUAAUUUUGUUUUGUUUCAAACUCAUCCACACUAUGUCUCUCCGCGCCAGAAACAACCUCCCUAUUGUCCGCUGUUAUGGUCGCCAGUUUUACUCUGAGAUACGAAGACCGUUUAAUUUGUUUUGUUCAUGACACCAAAUAGGAACGUUUCCGAUGGAAAACGUAAUAGUGUGGGCACGGCCAAGGAGGAGGCGUUUUAUGUGUAAGAAUAAUCAAAAGGCUGGAAUUAUCUGGAAGCCGACAGGCCGAAUUACUCGGUUUGCCCAAUAAGUAAACAAAAUGUUAUAUUCCGUUCUCUUCAAUUGUAUUCUUUUCAAAACUAGAUUGAGGAAGAACUGGAUAAAACGGCAUUGACCAGAAUGAAUGAAUAUGGUUCAUCAGAUGACGUCACCAAAUCCUUUGACAGUUUACACCAAAAUGUAAGUCCAGAAAAUCAUGACCUGCGAGGUGUUAACUUAGGAUGGAUCGGGUGAGUGACCUAGUGAACGUCUCUCCAUGGUACGAGGGGGGAGGAAAGGGGUUUUCUCUGUGGUUUAAUGUUAUGGCGAGACAAAAUUUCUUGAAGACAUACUGUGUUGAGCUUUACAUAAUGGGAACAAUGGCGUAAUUCGAAAUAGCCACUAAUCUUGCUGCCAGAUAAGCCCUCUCUAAUAGCUUGGAACCGAAGCAUUUUUGUGCCUAAAGGGAAGGUCUAAAAUAUGCUAUUAAGAGAAAAUUAAUGCUUAAGUGCUGUUUUGCGUACGAAAAAGUGUUUGAAAAAAAAAACACAUGUUUUCGAAAGGUGGGUCAAAUUCAUGUUAUCAAGACAGUAUAAAGGGGGUAUCAUUUCCAUGUCCAUAGCAACCGAAGGUCGUCAGAAGAAAGGUUCUGACUCGAAAUCGUUAAAACAAAUCAUAAGUAGGUUGAGUAUGAUCGUCCGAGUCCUGGUGAACGUAGUCCUGAAUAGGACUGUUGUUGUUGACAGUGACUGACGUUUCGACAACCUGUGCAGUAGAAAACGUACUCACUGUCAACAACAACAGUCUUAUUCACGACUACGUUCAUCUGGACCAUCAUACGCAACCUACCGGUAAUUAUGAAAUGACUCCUCGGUUUAAACCUUUCACAAAAAAAAAAUCAAUUGAAAAAGCAAUCUUGGGUAUUGCUUCAACCCCACCCCUUAGACGACCAAGGGCUGAGGAAUGUAAAAUUCUAGCCUCCCCUUUGUCCUCCGUUAAUUUUCGGUUCGCUUGAAGUCCAUUCGUAUUCUCAUACAUGCCUUGUUCAUAUGGGAGCAAUUUUCUCUUAUAGCAUGUUGUGUCCUGUUAAUGUUCUUCUUGUAGCUGAAAUGCUGCGGUGGUUUUUCAUAUGCAUCUUGGAACACCACUUCGUGGAAACAGAUGCCAGAAAAUGAGAAUUUGUCUGUUCCUAACUCGUGCUGCAAGACGAUAACACCAGCAUGUGGGAGGAGAGAUCACCCAUCCAACAUUUACCGCAAGGUUAGGCUUUGUCGUUACAAUAGAGCUAUUCUUGGGUUGCAAGUGACGUCACCAAAAAUCAAACUAGGAAACUAUCGAUUCUUCUGAAACAGAUGCCAGUAUCUAAAAUGUACAUAAACAAAUUUUUGGUUCCAAAGGGUUCUGUUUUCUUGAAACUCGGCAUUUGCUGCGGGAAAGACGAAAACACCAGCGAUUUUGGGGAGGCAAUCUAAAGAUUCCUUGAUCAGAAGACCCAUCCAACUUUUUACCGCGAAGAAAGGUUAGGAAAACUCGAAAACAGAUGUUUCUGUUAGUAUCCGGCGGCCAUAUUUUGUUCCUGAAAGGGACACCAACACAGCUAUUUGAAAUAAUAAAUGAUAAACCGUUUUCCCAAUAUCUCGAUUUGAAAUGAUGAUGAUGAUUCAUCAUUUUCAUAUUUCAUCAUCAUUCUAGUCCUUCUGUAUUGAAUGGUUAACAUUUUUACGGGACAAAUUUGAAACAAAAUGAUGAUUCUUCAUCAUAAUUAAAGUAAACGGUUUUAGCUAAACUAAAGAUUUUUUCACUAAUUAAAGUAAACGGUUUUAGCUAUCUCUUUGUAGUCCUUUUCAAGAGAUCUCUUCUAUUUUGUCGUCUAACGUGACCAAGACGUUAAAAACCAAAACGUAAAAUCCGAAAACGGAUUUCAUCGCUGAGGUAUAUGCUUUUGGAUUUCCUUUUAACCGUUCGAUUAAGGAAAUCCGAAAAAGGAUUUGAAAAACUGUCCUAAAGAACAGCGGUCUUACACGCGCACGCAUAAUUAGCAAAAAGAAGACCGCUGUUCACAAGAAUAGUUUUGCAAAUCCUUUUGCGGAUUUCCCAGUCGAACGGUAAAAAAAGAAAUCCACGAAAUCCGGAUUUGGAUUUCUUGGUUGAAAUCCACCCUGAAGCAUUCGAUUGCAAAAUCCGAAAUCCGGAUUUCCCAAUCGAACGCAACCCUGGUUUCUGUGAAAAUGACCACCUAUCCCUCCCUUAAGUUAACAUUAAAACUUACUUAACACUUAAAGCAAAUGUUGGCUUGGGGAGGGGCAGGUGGGCAGUUUCCCAAAAACGUUUUUUCUUUGUCCUAGAUAACAUAUAAUAACGGGCUUUCUUUAUUACCUAAUAAUAGUAACCAGAAGGUCAUCGGUUCGGCUCUGUCGGGAGUUCUCGGAUUUUUUCCUCCGAGCCGCCUGUGUCACUGACUGAUUAAACUUUUAUUAUUCACCUGGCUGAAAAUUCACCAUCACAUUUCUAUCAUUACUUAAUAAUGCAUUCAUAUUUUGUUCUGCAGGGAUGCAUUUCACAGCUAAGCGAGUAUUUCCGCAGAAAUGUGUUUAUUUUGGGAUUGAUAGCAAUACUUCUAAGCGCUUUUCAAGUAAGUAAAAAACUGAAAACUUCAUCGAAAAGCUUUCAGAUCAACGCAUGACAAUAUGGCUGUGGAUAAAUAAUUAUUGCGUCUGAAGGGCGCAGCCCUAAUCGCGUUUUUUAUAUAACUGUUUUGUUUCCGGCGCACCACUUUGGCUGUUCCAGGCGUUUCUUUUCGAGAGUGUUUUCUUGACUGGGAACUGACAUCUAAUUUAUGCUUCGCUUUGAAGUUCGCCACACUACUUCCCUGUAAGGCCAUAGAUAGUAGUAAUCUUUUAAGAGGAUUUGAGUUAAUUAAGUUCUUUUUUUUCACUUAUAACACAAAAAUAGACACCCAGGAAAGCUUCAUAUUUUUUACUUAUUACUUCAUUAAAAUAGUUUACCCAGCAAUUUUGUUGAAGGAGGUUAAGCCCUCUCCCGAUCAGAAAAUGAUAACUUCUGGCAUUUUAUAACUUGUUCCGUUACCAUGACAUUUUUGCCAAACCCCGUAGUAGAAUAACGACGGAUAUCACGUUUUCCCGCCAAAAUAAAGCUCGGUUACGUACGCACACUAAUAAAUAUUGAGAUAAUAAUCAUUGUUCUCGUAGUCGUUCCCUUCCUAGAAUCCGCAAUGUCUUUACGAUCUAAACAUGGUCGGACGCAGUAGACUACGUUUAACCCCCGUUUAUUUUUCUCCCUCAGGGAUAGUAACUCGAAAUACGAGAGCGCGCGUGAAAAUCGCCAGCAGGAUGGAAAGUGACACGCCCAGGGAAGAGAGAAAUCUCUGACUCGUUACUCUGCGCCCCUGUUCUCUUCGCGCGUGGUGAUCUUCACGCGCGCUCACACAUUUCGCUCGCUCAACAAUUCCUGGACAAAUUGAAGGCCUAUUUGUUGUCACCAAUGGUCAUUUGAGGAGCGUUUCCGUUGUACUCACGUUUUUUUUCUUUCCUCAUAGCUGCUAGGAAUCAUUCUUUCCUCAUUUAUGGUGAAGUUAGUGAAGUACUACUGAGUGCAUCCUAAGUCCCUUUAUAACUCAGUGUUCCUGAUAAUGAACAGCUUCUUGAGAGUUGGCGAACGUUUCCAAGACAGAUACAAUAUCAAGCUACAAUAUGUUUAAUCUUGUACCUAUCUUACGCAUACAAUGUUUGCUUUAAAUUUUGGCAGGUACUAUUCUUUGCGCGUUGCUAAGCGAUACCGUUCAUGGAAAAAUUAAGUCUCGUUUUCUCCGAAAGAGUCAAAAUCCAGAUAUAAUGAUAUCGGGAUUUAUAAACGGACUCUGCCUUAAAUCAAGUAAUUUUUAGAAUCCUUAUUAGGCAUGUUUUAUUAUAACUAAACCAGGAUGAACUAGCGCAAAGCCCCCCUCCUAAAGAAUUCUCGCUUUUUCUCAAAGCGUCUUCAAGUGCCUGUUCAUUAACCCUUUAAACCCUAAGAUCAAAAGUUGACUUCUCAUUUGUUGCCCAUAUUCAUUUCCUACAGAAAUAGUAGGGAGAAAUUGAUAAAAUAUCAAGCAAAUUCAUCUUGUGUGAUCAUGUCCGUAAUUCUCAUAACCACUCUUUUUUACAAAGCAUUGAGAUUACAAGGAGAAAUUUAAUGCUGAUCACUCUCUUAAAGGGUUAAAGUACCUGCAGUCAACUCUCUCCCUCAGACGAACACCCUCGGGAACUGCCCCGACUGUCCGUCCCAUGGAGGUGUUCGGCUUAUAGAGAGUCAAGGUAACGUGACACUCUUUAAACACCUGUCAUGCCCCCUUAACCAUAUAUAACCUACAGUCUCUUUACCUUAGUGCCACUCGGUUGCUCUAGUUAUGAGAUAAAACGCUUUAAGUUACAAUUUAGUCAACUCAUUUGGAAGCAAAAAUUCGACUUUUUCCUUUAGCCGAAAACAUGACAACCAUAUAAAAGAGUAUCCAAUACCAGAACACAAACUACUUACUUAACGAUACACUCUCCCUCUAUCAUGGUUACAUACUUAUUUUUGUGGAAUUUACGUUAGCAAAACUAAAGUAUUGCGAAAUUUUAAAAAUUUCUCCUGACACAAGGACGAAACUAUAAAACCCUUCCUCAAUUUACCGCCAUUAUCAACACUUUUUUACGGUUGUUUGAUUACAAACAGAAACUGUAAAUAGUAAGAUGACAUUAUACAUAAUAAAAUGUUUAUAUAUCAAAGUAUGGAUGAUGGUUUACCUUUUACCAGUGGCGGAUUCUGAUGUUUAAGUAAGCGCACCCUUUCCCCGCCUUUCUGAGAUAAGACGGGGGCCGGUUUCAAAUCCAUUUUUCUUGGCCCUUUGCGGGUCUCAGUUUGGUCUCAAAAUAAGGUGGGGCCCUGAGCCCUUGAUCCACCACUGUUUACCACCACCCCCCUCCCCCCGUAAAUGAAUACUUUACGAGUUUCCUAUUCAAUAUAUAGUUAACAUCUUUAGAAUCGCUAAGCCCUGGACAGCAACAAAGAGUAUCUUGGUUAACCAAAUGGAAUUGCUUGCAUUACACAUGUGUUGGUUGCAGCAGACUAUCUGGCAAUUCCAGCUUAUUUCUUCGCAUUGUUCUGUAGAGCAACCCUCUGGUAGGGAGCAAUACCUUGCAUAAAGAGGACGAACACGACCUGCCUUUGUUCCAUUCGUCGUGUCCCACAUGUGCGCUGUUAAUUUAAGGCAGAGGUGAUCGUUUGGACAAGCUACUUGCACGCUUGACUUGUCACAGUCAUCCCAAGAACUUUCCGACUUACACUUGAAGCAGUACAACUUUUUUGCACUUACUGAAAGAUAAAAAUACAUGAAGUGCAUAUUAUUCAGCCAAUUCGUAGCGUGUUCUUGCCCCAGUAGUCUGCUAUACAGCCGUUUUUAGUGUCAUCACGCAACGCUCCUCCCACUAAGGAGCGUUGCGUGACGACACUAAAAACGGCUGUACAGCAGACUACUGCCCCAGGGGUUGGCGGGUGGGUACAUUUUUUAAAAUUCGGAACUAACUUAUACGAAGGCAACAACUACGAGUAGCAUUACCAAAUGAAACAUACUAUGGACUGUAAGGCAAGUGGAAAGAUAUAUGAAGGCAUUUUCCUCUCGUAAGUACGUGUGUGUGACUGAGGAGACUUAACAAGUUCCAAGCUUGGCCAUAGGCUCGCCCUGGUAAUCUAUUUUGAACGGUUACCCAUUGCCUAAUUUCAAAUCGAGAGGGGCUGGGUACACGUCGGUUUAAUAUGGGGUAAAGAACAAGAGACCCACAUAGUCAGAAAGAGCACAUUAGGGUUAUGAAAAAUCUGAAGUUUGGUGUCGAUCGGGCCAGUAUUGAACAAGAUACAGCUAAUUAUAAACUUGAAAAUUUAUAAGAGGCGUAGUUUUUGAAUGGCUGUAUCUCGUUCAAUAUAGGCCCGAUAAACACCAAACUUGAGAAUGUUGCUAAUUUCAAUACGCUCUUUCUGACUAUUUGGGUCUCGUGUUGUUUAUCCCAUAAUAAACCGACUCAUACCCAGCCCCUCUCGAUUUGAAAAUAAGCAAUGGCGUUACUACCUUCAUUCGUUCAUUCGCGAUCAAAAAAAUACCAGCUUAUUUCGAAAACCCUAAUUUCAAGCAUGGAGCGUUAAAUUCCGGUACUAAGGUAAGAGGUACAUUGGAACUUUAAGUUACAAAAUAUUUACAAAUGAUUUACUGUAGCUGUUGUCAGCGAUUUACAUCAUAUGUUAAAGACUGUAACUCGAAAACGUCGCGUUUCACCACUUUAGGCGCCAAGCAUUUCCAACAUUAAUACUCUGAUAUCGCUAAAAUUAGCAAAAAGAUUCAACAUGGUGAUACUUAAAAAAUUUGCACACAAUGUACCCUAGAAACAUCGAAGAGAAAUGCAAAUAAAAUUGUCGCCUUUUUCAGUUCGAGAGAAAGAGGGCAAUAUCGUUUUCAUCGACUGCUUUGUUGGCUAUUUUAGGCCGUGACGUUUUGUUGAAAUCUAGUGGAGGUUCCUCGACAUCUCCGAGACUCUUCGGCAAUGGAUUUGUCGGCAAAAAUACUUCCAUUAUCAUCGCUGGAAUCACUUUCACAUUCCUCCACUGUCUCGAGUUCCAAAGGAAAACUGGUAAGAGAAUCGGAAUUCUUAAUCUGCCGGGACAAUUUCCGACGGCUACUUCG
This is a messenger RNA of Porites lobata, 10730 nucleotides long. The record is from the annotation of a GenBank genome assembly. Lineage: Eukaryota; Metazoa; Cnidaria; Anthozoa; Scleractinia; Poritidae.